AGGAGACAACACAACCCUGAAGCAGUGGGUGAUCUUCUCUCUCUUCACAGAUGCCGUGGGAAGAAGUGAGGAGCGAGAUGGUAGGAGAGAAGGGGCUCUCCCCCGAGGCUGCGGAUCGCAUCGGGGAGUAUGUCCAGCUUCACGGUGGCCUGGACCUGAUCGAGCGGCUUCUGCAGGACCCCAAGCUGUCCCAGAACAAGUUGGCCAAGGAGGGGCUGGGGGACAUGAAGCUGCUGUUUGAGUACCUGACCCUGUUUGGCAUCACAGGGAAGAUCUCCUUUGACCUGAGCCUGGCGCGGGGUCUGGACUAUUACACGGGAGUGAUCUUUGAGGCUGUCCUGCUGCAGCAGGAGAACGACCACGUGGAGGAGUCGGUCGGCGUUGGGAGCGUGGCUGGAGGCGGCCGCUACGACGGGCUGGUGGGGAUGUUUGAUCCCAAGGGCCGGAAGGUGCCCUGUGUGGGGGUCAGCAUUGGGAUCGAGCGGAUCUUCUCCAUCCUAGAGCAGAGAGUGAAGGCUUCUGGGGAGAAACUUCGAACGACGGAGACACAAGUGCUGGUGGCUACACCUCAGAAACACUUACUCGCUGCGAGACUGAAGCUCAUCUCCGAGCUGUGGGACGCAGGGAUCAAGGCAGAGAUGUUUUACAAGAAGGAUCCUAAACUGCUGAAGCAGCUGCAGUAUUGUGAGGACAUGGGGAUCCCCCUUGCUGCCAUUGUAGGAGAGCAAGAGCUGACAGAUGGAGUCGUCAAGCUGCGAGAUGUCGCAACAAGACAGGAGGUUGAUAUCCCAAGAGAAAAGCUGCUUGAUGAGAUCAGGAGAAGGCUGGAGCCAUAGGACUUCUCUGGCCAGAGCUGCUUGACCGAACUGUACAACUGGAACCCUCCAGCACCCUUAGCCAUUCGCUUCCUGCUGAAGUCUGGUCACCUGAGGCUCAUCUGCUUGGGCUAAGGCAGUGUCAACACAUGCUUGGAAAGAAGGAAGCAGGUUUUAAAGGUUAUGGACGGGACAGUCAUGAGGUUAACCUUCUGGUUAACUGCUCUGAAGGAUGGGUCAGACUCGUGGGUUCCUAAUAUUGUGGUACCUGUGCCUGUGCAGCUGUUCCCAUCCCCUGUAGGCAGUUGUGUUGGUGGCACAGGCACAGGUGACAUGGGGGCAGCUCAAGCAGGAUGAGGCUGAGCUCUGGAGCUGGGGGGUGGAAUCUGUGGCAUGUUGGGCACCUGCAGGCUCGGCAUGGAGGGAGAGGGUGGCAGUGGAAGGCCCCUCUGUCCCCUCCAAGGACUGCAAGGGCAUCACCAGGCUGCCAUCGGGUACAGGGAUGGAUGUGCUCCGGGGAGCCCGGCCCCUGGCACCGGAGUGUGGGGAGUGCAGGCCCCCUCGGGGAGGGAUGCAGCGGGGAGCUGGGCAGGCAGGCUCCGGCUGUUGUGAGCGUGGAGGAACUCUGUAUUUUUAUACAU
Molecule: messenger RNA, 1456 nt
Organism: Calidris pugnax (ruff)
Lineage: Eukaryota; Metazoa; Chordata; Aves; Charadriiformes; Scolopacidae
Product: histidine--tRNA ligase, cytoplasmic-like
Exons: 6
Coding region: 51-836 (261 amino acids)
Biological process (GO): mitochondrial translation
Cellular component (GO): mitochondrion
Molecular function (GO): identical protein binding
Source: RefSeq, a predicted model, not a curated record